CGUGAAGGCGUGGUUACUGAUGGGAUUUUUAGAAAGAGGAAAAAUAACGAGUGAUUAUAUUCUGGAAUUAUGAGUGAAUUUUUUAAUGUAGGUGUGGGUGUACUUUCUGCAGAUUAAGGAUUAUUCCCUCUUGGAACUCUGUAUGAAUGAUGUCAUCUGCAAAAGCUUUGAAUUUUCUGCAAGCUGCUGUUUGUCUGUCUGUGGGAUAGUAAGCACGGAGUUGUACUUCAGCCCAAUACAAGGAGCUAGCAGUUCUGCAGGUCAGCACAGCACGGUGAAAGAAGAACAAUGAUAGCAAUGGCAGGAUUGAGGAAAGCUAGAAGAAUGACGACAGAGACUCAAGUUAUGAAGUGAUACUGACCCUGAUUGGUUUAUUGUUGCAUUGAUUGUGGAAUACUUCAAAAGACAACAUUUUGAAGGAAGUGCAGAGGUUCUGAUUGUCGUGAAACAGCUUAAUUGGAUGUGCGAUGAUAACAUUUAGCUUUGACAUCCAGGCAAAGGCACAAAUGUCUCCCACAAGGUUAAAGUGUGGUGGGUUUCACUUCUCUCCUUAGACGGACAUACAAUGAGCUCUCUAGGAGACAGAGAUGACAGCAGCAUUUUUGAUGGGCUUAUGGAAGAAGAUGAUAAAGACAAGGCAAAAAGGGUGUCUAGAAAUAAAUCUGAAAAGAAACGUAGAGAUCAGUUUAAUAUCCUUAUCAAAGAGCUGGGAUCUAUGCUACCAGGAAAUACGCGAAAGAUGGACAAAUCAACCAUACUGCAGAAAUCGAUUGAUUAUUUGCGGAAACACAAAGAAAUCACGGCACAGUCAGAUGCAAGUGAAAUACGACAGGACUGGAAGCCAACAUUCCUUAGCAAUGAAGAGUUUACCCAGCUAAUGCUAGAGGCUCUUGAUGGUUUUUUUAUAGCAGUAAUGACAGAUGGGCACAUAUUGUAUGUGUCUGAAAGUGUAACUCCUUUACUUGAACAUUUACCAUCUGAUCUUAUAGAUCAAAAUUUAUUAAAUUUUCUCCCAGAGGGGGAGCAUUCUGAAAUUUAUAAAAUUAUCUCCAGCCACGCAAUGGAAGGUGAUGCAGUGAUGCCAGAGUACUUAAAAUCAAAAAAUCAACUAGAGUUUUGCUGCCAUAUGCUUAGAGGAGCACUAGAUUCUAAAGAACCACCUGUGUAUGAAUAUGUGAAAUUUAUAGGAAAUUUCAAGACACUGAUUAAUGUGCCUACUUCUACCCACAAUGGUUUUGAUGAAGUUAUACAGAGAUCACUUCUUACUGCAUAUGAAGAUGGUGUCUGCUUUGUAGCUACUGUAAGAUUAGUUACACCUCAGUUCCUUAAGGAAAUGUGUGCCGUUGAAGAACCAAAUGAAGAGUUUACAUCCAGGCACAGUUUAGAGUGGAAGUUCCUGUUCUUGGAUCAUAGGGCACCCCCAAUAAUAGGGUAUUUACCAUUUGAGGUACUUGGUACAUCAGGUUAUGAUUACUACCAUGUGGAUGACCUUGAAACCCUUGCAAAGUGUCAUGAACAUUUGAUGCAGUAUGGAAAAGGUAAAUCCUGUUACUACAGAUUCCUAACCAAGGGGCAGCAGUGGAUUUGGCUUCAGACGCAAUACUACAUCACCUACCAUCAGUGGAAUUCGAGGCCAGAGUUUAUCGUUUGCACACAUACUGUAGUAAGCUAUGCAGAAGUGCGGGCAGAAAGAAGACGGGAUCUGGAUGCUGAGGACCCUCCUUCUGAAAUUAGUGGAGACAAGAGUCAAGAUUCAGGGUCUGACAGUCAGCUAAAUACUGUUAGUCUUAAGGAAGCCCUGGAGAGGUUUGAACAUAGUAGGACACCAUCUGCUUCUUCUCGGAGCUCAAGAAAAUCAUCUUCACACACUGCAGUAUCUGACCCUGCAUCUACGCCCACAAAACUCCAGACAGACACUAGUACACCUCCAAGGCAAAGUGUAACAAGCCAUGAAAUGACUCCACAGAGGAGACCAUCUCAGGGUAGUCAGUGUUUGAACUCUCAGAGUGUUGGACAGUCCUUGCAACAUCCAGGACUUAAUCAGUCUGCAACAUCCUUACAGAUUCAGCCAGGUGUAUCACAGCCCAUGUUUCAGUUUUCAACUCGGCUGGGAGCCAUGCAGCAUCUAAAGGACCAGUUAGAGCAAAGAACACGCAUGAUUGAAGCAAAUAUACAACGCCAGCAAGAAGAGCUACGCAAUAUACAGGAACAGCUUAGUCUUGUUCAGGGUCAAGGUUUUCAGAUGUAUCUACCACAGUCUACUACAGGACUUAAUUUCAAUUCUGUGCAGCUUACAUCUGGGAACUCUUCCAACAUUCAGCAACUCACACCCAUUAACUUGCAGGGGCAGGUUGUGCAGUCCAACUCUAUCCAAGGUGGGGUCAGCAGUGGACACGUUAGCAGUCAGCGAAUGAUGCAACAGCAGAAUUUGCAAAGCACAACACAGACACAGCCAAGUCAGCAGACACUGCGAACUGUACCUAGCCAGCAAGCAACUCUGUCCAGCCAGAUGCAGAAAACACUUACAGCUUCGUUGUAUAACACUAUGAUGAUUUCACAGCCCACAGCUGCAAAUGUGGUUCAGUUACCAUCAAGCAUCUCCCAAACAAGUAACCAAAGUGGUGCAGUAAACACUUUCACUCAGGAUAGACAGAUAAGGCUUCCUCAAGGACAGCAGCUUUUAACAAAGCUGGUUACUGCUCCAGUCGCAUGCGGCACAGUUAUGGUUCCUACAACCAUGUUUAUGGGACAGGUGGUGACAGCCUAUCCAACAUUUGCCACACAGCAGCAACAACAACAACAACCUCAGACGUUGUCAGUCACACAACAGCAAGCUCCACAGCAACAGCAGCAGCAGCAGCUCACCACAGUUCAGCAGUCAGCUCAAAUCCAGACUCAGCUGUCACAGCAGGCCCAGCAAUUCUUACAGACUCCCAGAUUACUGCAUGGAGGUCAGUCUGCUCAGCUCAUCCUGUCAGCUGCUUUUCCUCUUCAACAGUCUAGUAGUUUCAGUCAGUCGCAGCAACAGCCACAACAACAGCAGCAACAGCGUUCACGACACAGGACUGACAGUGUGCCUGACCUAUCAAAUGUACAGCCUCAAUAACUCUAAAAUGUACAGUUACAGUUAAUCUCUAAAUUUAACACGUUGGUGUACGAUGGUCCUGUACAGUAAGUCACUGCUUGUACAGUACAGUGCUCAGAAGUCCUUCUCCGUGCAAGAGGACCUACAGGUUCAGACAUUUGGUCUAUGUGCUCAAGUGAAGAACUGGUGCUGCAAAUCUAGGGGAUUUUGACUGAGCUCCUCUAUGUCAGAAUCUCACCUUGCAAACUGAUAUUAGAAAACCUGGAAGUGUUUUUAACUAUAGACUACUACAAAUGUGUUGUACUGCUGGAAAACUGAACAGUAAGGGGGAAUAGAGUUUAGAACAUAAUACCGAUUGGUAUUUCUUUUAGAGUGGACCUAGAAUAUAAAUAAAGGCCCUGUCAGACAUCCUGUACAGGUCAGACAGCUUCAGUAAUUUACAGAAGUCAAGAGCACUAAUGUUUUUUUUUUUUUUUUUUUGGUACUGUAUAACUCUAACACCACUGUUUUAUCGAGCAGUCAUUUUAAUUUGUGGAGACCUGUCAUGGUUAUGCUGCUGCCUUCAUUUCUUAAUGUUACUUGGUAAUUCUGUUAAAGUAUUUUAAGAGUUCUGUUUGUGAGAUGAUUAUAAGAUAGAAAAUAUUUUUAAAAGUGUUUGAGAAAACUACUGUACAGAUAUUGUAAAAAUAUGUAUAUACCUGGAUAUAAAAGAGAGCAAAAUAUUUUA
This is a messenger RNA of Protopterus annectens (West African lungfish), 3812 nucleotides long. It is a transcript of the gene CLOCK, whose product is annotated as clock circadian regulator. Lineage: Eukaryota; Metazoa; Chordata; Ceratodontiformes; Protopteridae. The coding region runs from base 566 to 3106 and encodes 846 amino acids. Gene Ontology annotation, molecular function: E-box binding; protein dimerization activity; DNA-binding transcription factor activity, RNA polymerase II-specific. Gene Ontology annotation, biological process: regulation of transcription by RNA polymerase II; circadian regulation of gene expression. The transcript is spliced from 24 exons. Gene Ontology annotation, cellular component: CLOCK-BMAL transcription complex; cytoplasm; nucleus. The record is from RefSeq and is a predicted model, not a curated record.